CCCCCUGGGCGCUGGGGGCGGCCGGGACGCGGAGUCCCGCGAGGCCACGGGGGAACGGAGGCCCCGGGAGGCCCCGGCCCAGCCCGGGAAGGGCCCGGUCCUGCGGGAGGGCGGCCGAGGUUUUCCUUCUCCAGGUGGUACGCCACGCCGAUACGGAGGGGCCGUUUGCACGACCUGUUGGUCUGAAGUACUGUCCAAGAACUUUCUGAUAGAAGGUGGAAAUCCUUGACUGGAAGACAAAGGAACAGCUAUGCUUCCUAGAUAAGGUGGAACCAAAUGCUACAAUUAGGGAGAUAAGAUUGAUGUUCCAUAAAUUAUAUCCUCGGUGGUAUCCAGCAAGACAGUCGAUAAAACUUGAUCCAAAAGGAAAGUCCCUGAGGGAUGAGGAAAUCCUGCAGCACCUCCCUGUUGGCACAACUGCUACCUUAUACUUUAAAGAUUUAGGGCCACAGAUAGGAUGGACUACGGUGUUUUUGAUAGAAUAUACAGGUCCAUUGUUCAUCUAUUUUCUGUUUUAUUUCCGCAUGCCUUUUGUGUAUGGACUGGAUGAGAGGUUUACAUCAAGCCCACAUCCAGUAGUUAACUUGGCAUGUAUCUGCCAUUCUUUCCACUACAUCAAAAGGUUGAUUGAAACAAUAUUUGUUCAUCGGUUCUCCCAUGGGACUAUGCCACUGAGGAAUAUUGUGAAGAACUGCUUGUAUUACUGGGGAUUUGCAGCUUGGCUUGCUUAUUACAUCAAUCAUCCUCUUUACACUCCUCCUUCUUAUGGGAAAAAACAGAUUAAUUUUGCUGUGAUCAUGUUUCUGCUGUGUGAAGCUGGAAAUUUUUCCAUUCAUGUUGCACUUAGUGACCUCCGGAGAGAUGGAUCCAAAACCCGUAAGAUCCCAUAUCCAACAAAGAAUCCUUUCACGUGGCUGUUUUUCUUUGUGUCUUGCCCUAACUAUACCUAUGAGGUGGGGACAUGGAUCAGUUUCACUGUCAUGACUCAGUGUGUUCCAGUGGGUCUGUUCACCUUGCUUUGCUUCAUUCAGAUGACAAUCUGGGCAAAAGAUAAACACUACACCUACCUACGAGAAUUCAAGGAUUAUCCAAGUCUUAGAAUGCCAAUUAUUCCUUUUUUGUUGUAAAAAAAAAAAAAAAAAAAAAAAAAAGAAAGGAAAAAAAGGAAGAAAAAAAAGGUUGACUUCAAUAUUGCAUGGAACUUCAAGAAGAAAAAGCUGAUGGAUCUUUUUAUUCAUAAACCUCCUGCCAAAAAAUAAGUGAAUUAAUUUAAAUAAUUCUGUUGUAUGUUAAAUCUCCACUGCUGAGGGAAAUUGUGUACAUUUGAAAACUAUACUUCUUUACGUUCAAGAAUUCCUCAGCUCAGAAGCACCUUCAGAAAGUAAGGCUUCAUUGCACAUUUGGUAGCCAAAAGCUCCUAUAGUUCACUGCAACCCAAUUGACUUAGAUUUUCCUGUACUAGUCUAUUUAGACUGAUGCCUCUGAGAUACUGAGAAGCCUGUGCUGAAAAGUAGCUCCAAAUUUAGCAGUGGCACUCUACAAGACUGUGACGUAAGUACAUUGGAACGAGGACAUACCAGCCAACUACUAGAGAGCUCAGCUCAGACAGCAUGGCCAGCUGGCCUGAAGACAGUUGCAUGUUCUGCCUUCUUUGACUUGAAAAAGAGAGUGUGCUGCCUGGGGGCAGGUGCUUUGUGACAAACAACAUUACCAAAGAAUAUGAAUGGUUCCUAGAAUAAAGAAAUAGGCAAUAUCUCAAAUACCUGUUUUGGGUCUAACCUAUAAUUUGCCAAAUGAUUCUACAGUAAGAUGAAUUUGUAGAUGUAACAUCUUUUGUUGAUUUUUGGGGGGGAAGCUUGUUUUCUGUUUGUUUUGGUUUUAGUAUUCUUCAUUAGUAAAUUGCAUACUAGUAAAUAAGUUUCAUAUUAGUAAAUAAGAUUCAUAAGAUCUGAUCUAUGCUGUAUCUGUGAUAUUUGGCCUGUUUUCAUAUAACAAGUCCUUACGUUACUAAAGGACCUUAUACCUUGUACUAUUUGUCAGUAUUCUCUGAAUAAUUUUUAAUGUACUUUGUAAAUACAAAAAGUGGCUGCUAGUCCUCAGAAUGCUAGCUCCCUUCCUAUUUUCAGAGCCAGGGGUAAAAAAAUCAGCUACAUUUUGAACUUCCUGUGUUUUCUUUUUCACAAGAUGUUCAGUGGGACUUAGUUGGGUUUUAUGCAAAUCUAGUAAAAAAAAAAAAAGACUAUUGCAAUCUAUCUGAAUGACAUUUUGAAGAAGCUAUUUCAGAAUAUGAAGAGAAUGCAUAGAUACUGUUUUGUUUUAUGAUUAAUUUAUUUAUAAUGGAUGUAUAGAAAGAUUUUGCAGCUAUUUGUAAGGGUGAAAUAUGCAAUAAAUUCUAGCCUUUACAUUGAA
Cygnus olor (mute swan) is the source of this 2409-nucleotide messenger RNA. RefSeq names its product trans-2,3-enoyl-CoA reductase (gene TECR). The record is from RefSeq and is a predicted model, not a curated record. Gene Ontology annotation, biological process: very long-chain fatty acid biosynthetic process. The coding region runs from base 303 to 1127 and encodes 274 amino acids. The transcript has 14 exons. Gene Ontology annotation, molecular function: oxidoreductase activity, acting on the CH-CH group of donors. Lineage: Eukaryota; Metazoa; Chordata; Aves; Anseriformes; Anatidae.